Molecule: messenger RNA, 1575 nt
Organism: Hevea brasiliensis (rubber tree)
Lineage: Eukaryota; Viridiplantae; Streptophyta; Magnoliopsida; Malpighiales; Euphorbiaceae
Product: wax ester synthase/diacylglycerol acyltransferase 11-like
Exons: 6
Coding region: 122-1513 (463 amino acids)
Biological process (GO): triglyceride biosynthetic process
Cellular component (GO): plasma membrane
Molecular function (GO): long-chain-alcohol O-fatty-acyltransferase activity; diacylglycerol O-acyltransferase activity
Source: RefSeq, a predicted model, not a curated record
UUGACAUUUGACAUUUGCUGUCAAGGAAAAUUUCCUCAUUCUCUCCUCCAUUUUCCUUCAAUUUUGGUGGCUAAAUUCUUCGAUCAUUUUCAAGUUAUCAAAAACCGCUCUCCUUUCUUCAAUGGCUUUGUCGGUAAAUGUCUCCGACGAGCCACUUACCCCCUCCGGCCGGCUAUUUCUCCAGCCGGAAAUGAGAACCAUAAUCCACUGUGCACUUGGCGUCAAACAUCACAUGGACAUAGACGCCAUAAAAUCCACAAUAAAGAACUCUUUCAUGGUGAAGCACCCAAGAUUCUGCAGUCUCCUUGUGCGCGACAAGAAUGGAUUCGAGCACUGGAGAAGAACAGAGAUUGACAUUGACCGACACAUCAUACUUGUUGACGAAACCGCCGCAACCAACGGCGGCGACGAUGUUGACAAAAUAGUGAACGACUAUAUAGCAGAUUUAUCAUCAAGUAGUCCACUUGGCUGCGACAAGCCUUUGUGGGAAAUACAUAUGAUGAUGAAGCAGAAGUGUGCUAUAUUCAGGAUUCAUCACUCUCUCGGAGAUGGGAUCUCGCUGAUGUCGAUGUUGCUGGCCAUCUGCAGGAAGGCCGAGGAUCCAGCAGCGGUGCCCACCUUGGCCACUGGUGGCCGGAGGGAUUGGAGUGGAGGGAAAGGGAAGGAUUGGAGAGGGGCUCUGAUGGGCGUUUUGAAGAUGGUUUUGUUUAAUUUGGUUUUCUGUUUGAACUUUGUGUUGAGGUGUUUGUGUGUUCGUGACCGGAAGACGGUGAUCUCUGGCGGUGAUGGGGUGGAGCUAUGGCCGAGAAAGGUUGCUACUGCUAGGUUUUGGAUCGAAGACAUGAAAGUGGUUAAACAGGCUGUUGCUAAUGCGACCAUUAAUGAUGUUCUAUUCGGGGUGAUAUCUGCUGGUCUAUCUAGAUACUUGGAUCAUCGUUCACCGAAUUCUCUAAAAGAGGGCCACCAGCUAACAGGAGUAGCAAUGGUUAAUUUAAGAGAGCAACCAGGAUUGCAGGAUCUAACAAAGAUGAUGGACAGCAAUUCGACAUGUAAUUGGGGCAACAAGUUUGGGAUUCUCCUAUUGCCUAGUUAUUAUUAUCAAAGAGUUGAACCUCUUGAGCAUGUGAAGAGAGCUAAGGUAAUGAUAGAUAGGAAGAAGCAGACAUUGGAGGCUCAAUUCUCAUACAGAGUUGGGGAUUUAGUAAUGUCAUGGUUGGGACCAAAGAUUGCUAGCUUGCUUAACUACAGAAUUCUUUGUAAUACCACCUUUACAAUAUCGAACGUGGUUGGACCGAAGGAGGAGAUUACUUUAGCAGGCAAUCCUAUAACAUUCAUAAGGGCUAACACAUCUAGCUUACCACAAGCAGUGGCAAUGCACAUGGUGAGCUAUGCAGGGAGAGCUGAAAUGCAAAUUGUGGUAGCCAAAGACAUUAUUCCUGACCCUGAAUUUCUUGCUAAGUGCUUCCAAGAUUCCCUGCUGGAAAUGAAGGAAGCAGCUAUAGCCAGCAUGUGAACCCUGUAACAAUUCAAAAUUUUUAAAUUAUAAAUAAAAUAAAAAGAAAAUAUUAUGUUAUU